ACUCUGUUUUCACCUUUUUAACUUUCCCGCCUCUCUCUGUGCCUGCAAUUUCCUCAUUCUUUUCUUCUUGGUUAUUCAUGUUCAGAAUUUUAGAUGAUUUGUGGGCUUUUUCUUCUCUGCGGAUUCUGAAAAUGUAUUGAAGGGAGUAAAAAACAGAGAUGAAUUACAAGAAAGCAUCUUUGCAUCUCCAAAAUGUGAAGAAGAUGGAAACUCAGAAGGCCAGGCUAAACCGGGGCCAAUUAACUCGAGAAAGAAAAUUGGCUCUAUUGCAAGAUGUGGAUAAGCUAAAGAAGAAGCUAAGGCAUGAAGAGAAUGUUCAUAGAGCUUUGGAGAGGGCUUUGUGUAGACCCUUGGGGACCUUGCCUCGCCUUCCUCCUUAUCUUCCUCAAUCUACACUAGAGCUUCUUGCUGAAGUAGCUGUUCUUGAAGAGGAGGUUGCUAGGCUAGAGGAACAGGUGGUGAAUUGUAGACAAGGUCUCUAUCAAGAGGCUAUUUCCACAUGCUCGACGAGGAAUGUGAAUCAUUCUCCGCCUUCUGGUGAACUGCCCAUUAAUGGUCCCAGAAAGAGGCACUCGAGAUCGUUUUCUCAAAGUGAGGUCAAUGAAAGACUGUCCGUGGCACAGCGUUUGCCCUCGCUACCCAGGAGUUCUUCCACCAGAAGACUAAUCUUUGCAGAUCCCGGUUUUGAUGGCUUGAGGGAUAGGCCAGCAAAUGGAAAUCAAGGUAUGGAGAAAUCGAAUGUCUUUCUGGAAGACGGGUUAGGAAAGGAGAAUCACUCGUGUGCUAAUUCUACCAAGGAUAAACGAUCCCUGGAGAAGAAAAAGUGUGCAAUACAAAGCCCCGUGAAGAGAACUUCAGUGAGACCUAAAUCAAUCUGCAAAGACACUGAUCCUAGGAAUUUGCAAGGCAGAGGCAUUGAGCAAGGACCGAAGCGCUCUUCUUGUUCGUUAGGUGAGAAGGUAUUGGAAGAUGAAAGCAUAGCAAACAAAAUCUCGGAAGACAUAAUAAAAUGCUUGUCCACCAUAUUCUUGAGGUUGACCCGAUUCAAGGGGAAGACAAUGGACUCAGAAUUCUUUUCCCAUGAAGGCAGUAUGGAAACAGACUUCCGGGACCCCUAUGGUAUUGCUUCACAACAUAGGAGUCAAGAUAUCGGUCCUUACAAGUAUCUUUGUACAAUUGAAGCUUGCUCAAUGGAUUUUAACCGCAAAACCAAUGCUUCGUUCCUGAUUAAUAGACUUAAGAUCCUCUUUGGCAAGCUAGCCUCGGUGAAAUUAGAGGGUCUGACACAUCAACAGAAGCUUGCAUUCUGGAUAAACGUAUACAAUUCCUGCAUGAUGAAUGCAGUUUUAGAGCAUGGGAUUCCUGACAGUCCUGAAAUGGUCGUCACGCUAAUGCAGAAGGCAAUGAUAAAUGUAGGGGGGCAUUCGCUAAGUGCAAUCAUGAUCGAGCAUUUUAUCUUGAGGCUACCAUAUCACUUAAACUACACCUGCUCAAAGUCAGCGAAAAAGGAAGAGCUCAAGAUUCGCAGUAUUUUUGGUCUGGAGUGGUCUGAACCUUUGGUCACUUUCGCGCUCUCUUGUGGAAGUUUGUCUUCCCCCGCUGUAAGGGUGUUCACUGCGUCCCAAGUGGAGAGCGAGCUGGAAAUGGCGAAGCGAGAGUAUUUACAAGCGGCGGUUGGGAUUACAAAAUCGAGGAAACUGAUAAUCCCGAAGCUGUUGGAUUGGUAUCUGCUCGACUUUGCAAAGGACUUGGAUGCAUUGCUGGAUUGGGUGUGCCUGCAGCUGCCAGAUGAACUUAGGAUUGAAACACUAAAGUGCAUCCAGAGACAAGGGACAGAGCCUCUUUCACAACUGGUACAAGUAAUGCCUUAUGAUUUCAGCUUCAGGUACCUCAUUGGAAGAUGAAAAUUAAUCUUUUUUUGUUUUUAACUUUUGUUUUUUCUUGUCUUUCUAUACCUACAGAUAAGCAGAAAACAGGUAGAUAAAAAUAAUCUUGAUUUCUGUUAUUUGUAAUAGAAGAGUAGGGGAGUGGUGAUUGGUCCAUUUGAUAGUUAUUAAUAAAUGCUAAUCUAACUGAAUUAUUUCUUUGAGUUAAUUACCAAAAUGAUCCUCACUAUUGCGAAA
Molecule: messenger RNA, 2123 nt
Organism: Ipomoea triloba (trilobed morning glory)
Lineage: Eukaryota; Viridiplantae; Streptophyta; Magnoliopsida; Solanales; Convolvulaceae
Exons: 10
Coding region: 159-1904 (581 amino acids)
Source: RefSeq, a predicted model, not a curated record